CCGUGUUUGCGUUUGACAAAGAAAUGAUUUGAACUUCCCGGAGCCGCAGCGAGCCGGGAUCCCGGGCCCAUAUGGAUGUGAUUUCGCAGCCCCGUCCCAGAUGAUCCGGCGGCACCGGGAGCCGCCGAGCGCCUCCGCCGCCUCUCCCUUCCCCGUCCGCCCAUGGGCUCCGCCGCGGGAUUUCGGGAGCUGCCCGCCGCUCCAGCCAUGAGAAAACGAGGAAAAAACCCGGCGUCUCCCGUCAUGUGCCUCUCGGGCUGAAAAGCUGGGGAGCCGGAGGAGCGGAAUCCCUUCGGCGGAUCCGGGAGGACGGGGAGAAAGCCGCGCCGCUGGAAUUCCGAGCUCGCCUCCUCCUCCCGCUUCCCUGCGCGGGGCUGGAUGCUGGAAGCAGCCCCUUGGAUAUGGGAUCAUAUCUGGUGUAUCCCAGCCUGGGUUUGAUCCUCUGCUGCUCCGUGCUCAGCUCCGUCUACGCGCUGGUGGAUGCCGACGAUGUCAUCACCAAGGAGGAGCAGAUCUUCCUCCUGCUGAAGGCCAAGGCCAAGUGCGAGCGCCACCUGAAAGCCAAGGUGCCCAAGGUGCACGAUGGAUUCUGCCUUCCGGAGUGGGACGGCAUCGUGUGCUGGCCCGAGGGCGUGCCCGGCAAGGUGGUGGCCAUGCCCUGCCCCGAGUACAUCUACGACUUCAACCACAAAGGCCACGCUUAUCGCCGGUGUGACCUGAACGGGAGCUGGGAGCUGGUCCCAGGCAACAACCGCACCUGGGCCAACUACAGCGAGUGCGCCAAGUUCCUCACCAACGAGACGAGGGAAAGGGAGGUCUUUGAUCGCCUCUAUUUGAUUUAUACUGUUGGAUACUCCAUCUCCCUGGGAUCCCUCACAGUUGCUGUCCUUAUCCUGGGAUACUUCAGACGUUUGCACUGCACUAGGAACUACAUCCACAUGCACCUGUUUGUGUCCUUCAUGCUGAGGGCCGUCAGCAUCUUCGUGAAGGACGCGGUCCUGUACUCCGGGUCAGCCCUGGAGGAGAUGGAGCGCAUCUCCGAGGAGGACUUGAAAUCCAUCACGGAAGCACCUCCAGCGGAUAAAUCGCAGUUUGUGGGCUGUAAAGUAGCUGUCACCUUCUUCCUCUACUUCCUGGCUACCAAUUACUACUGGAUCCUGGUGGAAGGGCUCUAUCUCCACAGCCUCAUCUUCAUGGCAUUUUUCUCAGAGAAGAAAUAUCUCUGGGGAUUCACAUUAUUUGGCUGGGGACUCCCUGCUGUGUUUGUCACAGUGUGGGCCAGCGUCAGAGCCACUCUGGCCGACACAGAGUGUUGGGACUUGAGUGCUGGCAAUUUAAAGUGGAUUAUUCAGGUGCCCAUCCUGGCAGCUAUCGUGGUAAAUUUUAUUCUCUUUAUCAAUAUUAUCAGAGUCCUAGCAACCAAGCUCCGAGAGACGAAUGCAGGGAGGUGCGACUCGAGACAACAGUACAGGAAGCUGCUGAAAUCUACCCUUGUCCUUAUGCCUCUGUUUGGCGUUCACUAUAUUGUUUUCAUGGCUAUGCCAUACACAGACGUGUCAGGGAUUCUUUGGCAAGUUCAAAUGCACUAUGAAAUGCUGUUCAACUCUUUCCAGGGAUUUUUUGUUGCCAUCAUAUACUGUUUUUGCAAUGGAGAGGUCCAAGCAGAAAUAAAGAAGUCAUGGAGCAGGUGGACUUUAGCACUUGACUUUAAAAGGAAAGCCCGGAGUGGGAGCACAACCUACAGUUAUGGACCAAUGGUUUCCCACACCAGCAUCACAAAUGUAGCCACCAGAGGGGCGCUUGCCCUCCACCUCAACACGAGACUUAUUCCAGGGACCCUCAACGGCCACAGGAAUUUGCCAGGUUAUGUGAAAAAUGGCUCCAUUUCAGAGAACUCCAUGCCUUCCUCCGGCCCGGAGCAGUACAACAAGGAUGAGGAAUACCUGAACGGCUCCGGGCUCUACGAUGGAGACAGACCCACGGUCCUGGUGGAAGAGGAGAGAGAGACAGUGAUGUAAAGACAGCAGGAGGAAAGGAAAAAUGCAGCCAAAGGAUGGAAAAAAAAAAAUGGUUCCUGGAGAGCAUUUAGUGGGAAAAGACCAUCAGGCCAUGCAGCGGAUUCCGAGGGUUUCCAUGCAGCUCCUCUGCUCUGUGGAAUGAGAGAUUAAGUUAUUUGGGGAAACAAAAAAAAAAAAAAAAAAACCAGAAAGCGAACCACCAGCGUGGCCAGUGGGUGAUGCCAUCCGUGAAUUCCGUGAUCCACGUUCUCCUGCUGAUAACAGAGCUCUCCAGACCUGCUGGACACUGGAGACCAGGGCUGCAAAGCCCUGCGUGGUCCUUGGAUCCCUCGGGGAGCGUGGGCGGCCGAGGAGGACGGGAGCGUCCCCCAGGAAAGCAGGAGGCGUGCAGGGAGGGUGCAGGGCCAUCGUCCUGGCAGGGGACAAGCCACCCUGGGGGGCAGUGCCUUGGGUUUGGUUUGUUCUCUGCCUGUGGAUCUGCCUGGUGACACACACAGGGCUGGGAAAGGCCCCUCCAUCCGUCGGUCAAAGGUUGUGUUGGGUACAACCAUCCCCAUGUUCUUCUUCCCUUGGGAAUUCUCACUCCUUGCCAAAAUGCUUCUCCGGGGUGGGGAGGGUUAACAGCUCAUGGAGGCAGGCAGGGAUUGUCCUCCCCUUUCCCUGAGUCCUGGGGCAAGGCAGGAACUGGUACAAUUUUAGGGUUGGAUGUGGUGAUCGGCAUGUGUGGCAUUCCUGCUCUUCCAGAGGGGCAGGUGGAGAGGGAACCACCGAGGGCACGGAAUUUGCACAUCCCAGAGGGGUGAUUGUGGCUAAAAUCAGCUCCCGGGGUGGAUCCCUCGGCCCUGCCUUUUUGUGGGUGCUCCUGGAAAGCAGCUUCCAUCCUUUCUUAAAACUCGGGAUUGUUCCUCACUCUGCUCUCUGGAUGUCCUGUUUGUGGAAUUCUGGAAUGGUUUGGGUUGGAUGGAACUUUAAAGGUCACCUUGUUCCACCCCCUGCCAUGGCAGUGACACUUCCCACUGUCCCAGGUUGCUCCAAGCCCUGUCCAGCCUGGCCUUGGACUCUUCCAGGGAUGUGGAAUCUGUGGAUGUGGAUCCACAGUUUCUCUGGAAAAUUAAUCCAAACCCUAAUGGGGAAAAAGACUCCACCAGCUGCUCUUCUGAGGGCUAAUUAAGGUUUCAUUUCCUCAGAGUCUGAAGGAAGUCAGGAAGAGCAGGUGGGAUCCUGACCUUGUGUCCCCCAAACUCGGUAGCCUAAAUGGUUUUUAAUUUCAGAUUCAGAUGUUUCUCAGAUUACCUCUGACCAAAGCCCAGAGGAAUCCAGGGAAAAGUCUCCUCCCUCUGACAUGUCCAAGGUUUGGAUUCAGACCUGGUGGGGAAUGUGGUGGCUGUGAGGUCCUGACAGGAGCUGGAGCUCCUCUCCAUCCUCACAGGAUCCCAGAAUCCCUGAGGUUGGAAAAGCCCUCAAGUUCGAGCUGUGCCCAAUCCCAUCAGAGCACCAAGUGCCACAUCCAGGAAUUCCUGGGACACCUCCAGGGGUGGGGGCUCCAAACCUCCCUGGGCAGCUCCUUCCAAGGCCUGAGCACCCUUUCCAUGAGGAAAUUCCUGCUGCUGUCCACCCCGAGCCUGCCCUGGCCCAGCCUGAGGCUGUUCCCUCUUGUCCUGAACAGAAAUCUUUGACAGCCAAUAUUUAUUCAUGAUGUUCUUCUCUUGUUUCACCUCAUCAAAAGAAGUCAGACCUCAUCAUAAUCAUUUCCCACCAAAUAAGAGUUAUCAAAAUAACAACUUUUCAAAAAUCAAAUCAUUUUCCUGCUCUCUUCUUCUACCCCUCCUGAUUUUCUGGCUCAAAGAUAUUUCUAAGUUAUAAUUUUACUGCUGGAACAAAGCAAAAAUACCAAAAAACCCCAAGCAGUGACUCACUCUUUGCUUGUGUUUAUUACUCAAGAUUGAGAACAUUUGACAAUCCCUCAGAAAUUCAAGGAAUCAGCAAAAGCCAUAAAUUUAUUUAUAAACAAACAUAACCCCCGCUCCUAAAAUGCAGAUCUCACUGAGAUGAAUUCAACACUGGAUUAUUUAGGAUUAACAUAAAUCAAACCUCUUUUUAAAUGUAGAUGAAAAUUACAGGCACUAGGGCUGUGCAGGGGGAAGAAAUAUUUUUCAAAAUGCUUUGAAUUGCAAAUCGUAGGUAGAUUUUUCUUUCCUGGAUGUUUCUGUGCGUGAGCAGCAUCCAUGUAAAAAUUGGGAUAAUGCUGACACCAAAACAGAGGGAAAACUGCCACUAAGGCCCAGCAGGAUCUGUUUGUCACAGUGUGCUCCCAUCAUUCCUGGGCUGAUCCCAAACUCCUGAUUGAGCUUAUGGAUCAGAAUCUGUUAUCUGGAGAUCCAGGGUCAUCCCUCCUGGAUUUUAAUGAGGAAGAACCAGAGCUGGGAUGUGUGGAAAGAGAGAAGAAGCCCUAAUUUUGGGUUGGGAUUUGCUCUGGGAGGACAAAUGGAAAGAUGCUGUUGGAGCUUAGCCAGAGCCUUUGGAUCCAGAGCAGGCUCCAGGAGUUCAGGACAUUUCCCAAGGAGUUUGUCCCCACCCAAAGGUCUGAGUCCCCCUGGGAUGACAGUUCCUCCCCUGUGGGAUUUUCCUGUGGAAACGCAGCCCCAAAGGCCACGGGAAACAGAAACCUUGGAGGGGAGGAUUCAUUGGUUCAGGAUUCACCCACUGCCCUCCACAAAUCCUGCAGGAACGACAGGGCUUGUGCCCAUCCCAGUCCAGAUCCAACAGGGGAUUGUGGAGCAGAGGGAGCAGAUGGAGCUGGAGUGUUAUUGUGUUUGUGGGGUGCCCCGUGGCAGGGAGGAAUGAUGGAUCUGACUCCAUGUUCUCAGAAGGCUAAUUUAUUAUUUUAUGAUCUAUAUUAUAUUAAAGAAUGCUAUACCAAACUAUACUAAAAAAUAGAGAAAGGAUACAGACAGAAGGCUAAAAAGAUAAUAAUGAAAACUCGUGAUUCUUUCCAGAGUCCCAACACAGCUUGGGCCUGAUUGGUUAAUGAGUCAAAAAAAUUCACAAGAAUCCAAUGGAACAAUCACCUGUGGGUAAACAAUCUCCAAACACAUUCCAAAGCAGCAAAACACAGGAGAAGCAAAUCAAAUAAUUAUUGUUUUCCUUUUUCUCUGAGGCUUCUCAGCUUCCCAGGAGAAAAAUCCUGGGCAAAGAGAUUUUCCCUAAAAAUAUGAAUGUGACAGGGUGUAGCAAAACGUGAUAUGGGAUUGUUGUCAUGGAAUCGUUGUCAUGGAUUCCUUUGUCAUGGAUCCGUUGUCACAGAAUCAUUGUCACGGAAUUGUUGUCAUGGAAUCAUCCCAGAAUGAGCUGGGUUGGAAAGGACCUUAAAGCCCAUCUCAUUCCAUGGGCAGGAAGAUCUUCCACUAUCCCUGGUUGCUCCAAGCCCUGUCCAACCUGGGAAAACAGGGGAAGAAACUUCCCCAAGGAAGAGGAAAAUAUUCAAAAGAGCUGUUCCCUGGUUUUCCUUGGUUUUCCCUCCUCCUUUGUGUCAGAUCUGUGCCCGUGUUUCUCUCAUCCUAGAAAACAUCUGGCAAUACUCCAUGGAGUAUUUCCAUGGAGCCUCUCACUUCCCCCAGCCAAGCUGUGCAUUGCAGUGUCCCAGCUGGAAUCUCCCUGGAAUCUUUUGGAUCAUCAUCCUCUUCUCCAGAGCCACACGUUGGGCUUGGACAGGGAAUCUCAGCCCUGGCAGGUUCCUCUAUUGUUCCUCUUCUAUUCCCAUCCACAGCAGCAGAGUUCUCCUUGGGAUUCCUUGCUCCACGAUCCCGCUCUUUUCUGGGAUUUGACAGCUGUUUAAUCUUCCUUUUAUUUCUUUGGGAUGACUUUUGGCAGCAGUUUCACCAUUCCUGCUUCUCCUGGAUAAGGGCAGACAAUUGUUUUUCUGCCUCCUCCAUUCCCCUUGGUCCGGGUUCAGAUGAGAUCAUGUCUUGUCCUACCCCUCAUCAUUCCUCAGCUCUGCUCCUUGUCUUCUUCUGGAGCCAAAAAAGUUCACAAAGAUCUCCCAAAAUCGAAUUUUUUCAGCCAGGGAUUGGCUUUGUUUAUCUGUUUAUGGGCAAUCAGCUGGAGGUCAGGGAACAUCCACAGCGCUGGGAAGAAUUUUCCACUUUAUAAACCGUAAAAAUCCACAGAGAGGGAAGAUCUCCAAAGUUUUUAUUCCUCUUGGUUGUCUUGACGAACUCGGUGGCCGAAAGGGUUUUUAAUUUCAGAUUCAGAUGUUUCAAAAAGUUAAGAAACCUCAUUUAUAAGUUGAGAUCCUUUUUCUCACGUGUCCUCCUUGGUGAUUCCAUGUUCUCCCUGAGGUUUUUGUGCCCUCCUUGAUGUUUCCAUGUCCUACUUGAUGUCUCCAGGUCCUCCUUGAUGUUUUCAGCUCCUCCUUGGUGUUCCCAGUGUUUCCAUGUCUUUCUUGAAGUUUUCAUGUCCUUCUUGGUGAUUCCAGGUCCUCCUUGGCAUUUCCAUGUCCUCCUCAGUGUUCCCAGCUCCUCCUUGGUGUUCUCAGGUUCUCCUCAGUUCUUCCAUGUCCUCCUCAUUGUUUCCAGUUCCUCCCGGGUGAUUCCAUCUCCUCCUCAAUGUUUCCAUGUCCUCCUCAAUGUUUCCAGGUCCUCCUCGGUGUUCCCAGAUCCUCCUUGGUGUCCCCAGAUCCUCCUCAGUGUCCCCAACUCCUCCUUGGUGAUUCCAGGUCCUCCUUGGUGUUUUCAUGUCCUCCUUGGUGUUCCCAGGUCCUCCUCUGUUUCCAGGUCCUCCUUGGUGAUUCCAGGUCCUCCUCAGUGUUUCCAGGUCCUCCUUUAUGUUUCCAGGUCCUCCUUGAUGAUUCCAGGUCCUCCUUGGUUUUCCCAGGUCCUCCUUGGUGUUUCCAAGUCCUCCUCGAUGUUUCCACGUCCUCCUUGGUGUUCCCAGUUCCUCCUUGGCCAUUUAAAGCUCAGAGACACCAAACAAACUUUGCUGAGACACAAAUCCUUCAGCUGUGCUUCCGUUGGUGAUUAACUCCAAACUAAUUUGCUGUCAAGGCUUUUAACGGCCCUUGAUGAAUCUCCUAAUCCUGGUUUUCCUUCCCUCAGUGCUGACAGGAAUCCUCACUGGCUGCUUUUUGCUCUGUAGGAGGUUUGGGACGGUUUGGAGCCGGGAUUUUCUUCUGGGAGUCUUUUUCCCACACUUCAAUUCUUUUUAUUCCAAACUGUCCCUCCAAAACAACCCCAAAAUCUUAUUUAAAUAACUUAAUUCAGCAUUUAAUGUCUUCUUUUAACUGGGUGCAGAUUUGGCUGGAGGAAAGGGUUUAUGGUUCAAAGCCAAUCUCAGCUGGCAGUUCCCAAACCAGUCCAGAGCUUUGGGAUGGGAAUGGGAUUUCCUUGGAUCACCUUGGAUCACUCACUGUACUCAUCACACCUGGGGCAGAGUUCAUGUAUCCUGAGGUGGGAGAUGACUCCCAAAGAGUCCCAAAUCUUGGUGGAUUUAUGGGAAAAUGGCACAGAGAGGAGGGGAAACACUCAUUGUGUUUGUGCCCCACUCCAGGAGGAUUUCAAACAACAAAAUAGAAAUCUUAAGCUAUUUUUGUUUAUUUUCCGGGGUCCUGCUGAGAGCUCUGCUGGGCUCUGGACAGUGUCUGGAAUUCUGGCUUCUCCCAAUUCUCUGUGCUGGAUGAAACCUCCCCAGUGGGUGGGCAGAGAUGUUCUGAGCUGGACUCCAGGGCAGGACCGCUGGAAGCAGCUCCAAGGUGGAUUUGAGAUUCCUUGGCAUGAGGCAGGAGCUGCUCAUCUGAAGGGAAUUGGGGUAACUCAGAGCAGGGAAAAGGCAGAACAGCUCUGGAGCUAAAGCACAGCUUGGGACUCGUGUCCAAUUUGCAGAAUGGAUUUCAAAGCCAGUUUCCAACUGCAGCUCCAGAAAUGCUCUGCUGAGAAUUACAGACCAGGAUUAGGGUUUGGAUUAAAUCCAAGGACAGCUGAUGAUCAGCUGGACAUAAAACAAUCCCAUUUAUCUGUUCCUUUCCUUUCCUUUCCUUUCCUUUCCUUUCCUUUCCUUUCCUUUCCUUUCCUUUCCUUUCCUUUCCUUUCCUUUCCUUUCCUUUCCUUUCCUUUCCUUUCCUUUCCUUUCCUUUCCUUUCCUUUCCUUUCCUUUCCUUUCCUUUCCUUUCCUUUCCUUUCCUUUCCUUUCCUUUCCUUUCCUUUCCUCCUUCCCAACCUUUCAUAUGUGAACUCAGAUCCUCCAAAUUUCCCCACUGUUUUCCUCAAGGAUCUCAGUGUUCCAGAGUUCCCAGAAAUAUUUCCAGCAUGUCCAGGGAUUUGGGAUGAGAACUGAUCCAAUAUUAAAUUUGAGUUUCACCUUCUCAUCUUCUCACAUCCCAAAAUCUGCCCCCAGAGAGGCAUUUCCAGGGCUGGAAAUCAGCUGAGGGAUUGGCAAGGCCAGGAAUGAGUGAAAAUUUCUGGAAAACUCACCCAAUUAAUCAGGAGUUACUCCAAUAAAUCUGAAUUCUUUCCAUACAGACAGAUCUGAUGGGGUAAAUUAGUGCCUAAUUAGGAUUUCUUCUAAUUGGAGGAAUAAUAAGAGAGCAAAAGGGGGAAGGUGGGCUGUGAUAAAGUCAGUACAACUUCCUCUUCAUCUUCAUCCUCACUGCCACUUUUCCUUCUAUUUUUUCACUGGAAAACUUGGUAAAUUAGAACAAACUCAGCUUGAGAACAUGGAAUUUUGACCCAUUUCUCCUGGGUCCCAGAGAGAAACUUCUCCCUUUGACUGGAGCAAUGGUUUUCCUGGUACAUUAACAAAGGAAUUCAAUGGAAUUUAACUAUUUCCUCAGAUUGGGGUUAAUGAUUCUGGGGGUUAAUUGGUGGGGUGUGCAAAACCGGAGGUGCUGGCACAGUUUGGGACAAAAUCCUGUUCCCAGGAAAAUCAGCCCCAAGGUGUCUGUUGAUUUCCAUGGAAUGGCCUUCACCUAUAAAUUCUAAAAGGGGAAUUAUUCAAAUAAAUUUCCUGUUCCCAAAACUUUGAUUGGCACUGAGCUUUCAGGGUGUCUUUACCCUUUAGAUCCAGAAUCCAGAAGGAUGCCUGACAUCCAGAGGCAGGAGAAGGUCUGAGGGGAAGAUUCCUCUCCUAAAGUUCUUCAUUUUCUCUUGGUAUCAGCUUGCCCAUGUGGAGAUUCAGGAUGUGGGAGACACUUGGCUGGAAAUACCUGGGAUUGAAAUGUUUGGGAUGAAGGGAUCAGCAUGUGCCUGGUUUCCAAAAUGCCCAGGGUUGCAUCCUCUAAAAUAGGGACACAAAUCCACUGGAAAAGCAGCUAAAGCCCAGCUUAACUAAAAGUGGCCCAAGCAGGCUCAGGUGCCUGAAGAGGAGACAAAAUCAUGAGAAGCAGCAUCGAUUUAAAACAGAGCUUUAUGAGACUUGAGCCAGCCUAAAGAUAGAGCUGAGCUUUUCUUGCCAGGCCAAUCUUUUACCUCAUCCUCUAUCUAAACAAAUCCUUCUUCCUUGAGAGCUGCAGGAAAGGAGCAAUCAGAGAAUCCCAGGAUGGGUUUAGGUUGAAAAGGAGCUUUAAAACCACCGAAUUCCAAUUCCAUAGAAUUAUCCCAUGUUCUCCAAGCUAUGCCCCACAAGGCCUUGGACAAGAAGCCAUCUGUUGUUAAAGGUGGGAUCCUUGGCAGGCCAGGAUGGAUGAGGUGGAACUGGUGGGACAGGAGGGGUGGGAGAAGAGGAAGGAGAGGCACAGCCGAGCACCAAACCCAUCCCACAUUCCAAAUCCUUGAUGGAGCUCUUCCCAUCGGGAUCCAUGAGGAGACAAACCUGCUGCUGAAGCCCUUUGCAGCUUCAGGGUGACCCAGCCCUGGUGGCCACCACAAAUCACAGGGUCUGGGCUUUGGGAAAUGGGGUUUUUCCAGAAUAUUGGCUCCUUUUUCCACCCGGAGCAGGAGGGAGAGGAGCAGGGGGGUGUUUGUCCCUCUGCAACACUGAAGUGGGUUUCAAGACCUUGUUCCCCUCCAGAAGAGGGGCAAACCCCAAAAAAACCUGCAGGAAAAAGGUGUGAUUAUUGCAGGGGCUUUGCCAUGUGUGUGUCUCCAGGCAGGAAUUUGGUUUACAUUCCUCCACUUCUGCUUUCUGCAUGGACCAAAGUAACGAGCGGGAAAAGGCAAACCACAGGUGUAUGUAAAAGGGAAUUCCAAUAAAAAAGAAACCUUUAUUGAUUCUCAUGGAA
Molecule: messenger RNA, 10227 nt
Organism: Melospiza melodia melodia
Lineage: Eukaryota; Metazoa; Chordata; Aves; Passeriformes; Passerellidae
Gene: PTH1R
Product: parathyroid hormone 1 receptor
Exons: 13
Coding region: 402-2018 (538 amino acids)
Biological process (GO): cell surface receptor signaling pathway; adenylate cyclase-activating G protein-coupled receptor signaling pathway; intracellular calcium ion homeostasis
Cellular component (GO): plasma membrane
Molecular function (GO): parathyroid hormone receptor activity; G protein-coupled peptide receptor activity; peptide hormone binding
Source: RefSeq, a predicted model, not a curated record